UUUGACCAUGAAAUUUCAGAAAAGGACAUCUGGGAACGACUCUGUUCUUAUCCAUCCGCCGGGCUUCUACAUAGUCGCCUUUACGUCAUUGAAUUUCAUCAACGUCUAUUUUGUUUUUCUCGCGUUUGUUUACAUCGUAACGGUUAUCUUCAAUGUGUUGGUGAUCUAUAUAAUUGUGACGGAUUACCGUUUACGCACCCCAAAAUUCGUAGCAGUGGUUAACUUGGCAGUUAUUGAUGUAGUCCUGAGCUCAUGCAUCAUUCCUAGUAUGAUUAAGUUGUUUCUCUCAAAAGAUAAUUUUAUUCCAUUUAAUUUAUGCUUUGUGCAAAUGUUCAUAUAUUAUUGUUUCGUGAGCCUCGAAUCAUUCGCUCUCGCGGUUCUCGCUUAUGACCGACUGAUAGCUAUAUGCUUCCCGCUGCGCCAGCACUCUAUCAACAACACGAGGAGUAUGUUUGUAAUCGUAGGGAUAAUUUGGUCUGCCUGUGUGGGUGUAACUAUAUUCACCACGUCAAUAAUGACCAGACUCUCCUUUUGUGGCUCCGUUCAAGUAUUUAGCUAUUUCUGUGACUAUGCGCCCGUAUUUAGACUGGCAUGUAAUGACAAUAGGCUGCAAUGGGCUUGCGCUUCGAUCCUGAGUUUGGUCAACCUUACCGGUCCGUUGAGUUUUAUCAUUUUAAGCUACGCGUGUAUCCUCCUCGUCGUUUUCAGAAUGAAAACUGUUGAGCGACGGCUAAAGGCGCUUGCCACGUGCACUGAACAUUUAAUCCUCGUGGCAAUAUUUUACAUUCCUAUUAUGUCAAUAUUUUUUAUCGGGCUCUUUUCCUCUGGCAUUGACCCCGACCUGCGCGUCUUGAGUCUGUCGUUAUCUACGUGCAUCCCGCCUUGUCUAAACCCAAUCAUUUAUUCUCUAAAAACAAAAGAAAUCAAGACCAGAGUCCUCGCGCUGAUCCACAAAGUGAAAAUUACACCUUGACGUCCAUGCCGCUCGCGUUGACUCAACACAUCCCCAACAAACAAACUCCAACAAUC
Molecule: messenger RNA, 1029 nt
Organism: Osmerus eperlanus (European smelt)
Lineage: Eukaryota; Metazoa; Chordata; Actinopteri; Osmeriformes; Osmeridae
Product: olfactory receptor 5AR1-like
Exons: 1
Coding region: 8-973 (321 amino acids)
Biological process (GO): detection of chemical stimulus involved in sensory perception of smell; G protein-coupled receptor signaling pathway
Cellular component (GO): membrane
Molecular function (GO): G protein-coupled receptor activity; odorant binding; olfactory receptor activity
Source: RefSeq, a predicted model, not a curated record